GCAGCGGCGCCUAUGGCAACUACUAUGGGGCCAGGAGGAAAGCGCGUCUUUGACGGUGAGUCCUUCCCAGAUAUCACUAUGGAGGAGGCUAGGAAACACUCUCCAACUUCAUUCAUGAUGCAGUUUGGGUGCAUGGCUCCAUUGGCUGUUGUGGAGAAGGGUGACGAGCUCUACGUACACCGACUACAAGAGCCGACACGUCCCUGUGCUGCUGAAUACAAAAAGGCGCACAUAGCCAAAGCGGUUAAAGCUAGGGAAGAAAGAAACGACCUGAUGCUUAAAGCCCGCAAAAUGCUAGGUGACUUGGAGCAGCUCCAGGUUACUUCCACGCCAAAAGAGCGUGUUCAGGCCCUCGAACACCAGAAAGUUGACCUCCUGAAUGAGCUUGAUAAAGCUGCUUAUGUUCUGUCUUGGUCGGUGCGCAACGCUCGAUCUAGAAAAAAUGCUAAUGCACUGCGUAACUGUAAGAGGAAGCGUAGUCAAAUUAAGAAGAUGAGAGCUCAACUGAGCCAUGAUGUUAUCCAAGCUGAUAUGCCAUUACAGGAGGAAGGAUCGGAAUAUCCUGACCCUGUAGUUGAGCCUUAUACGUUUUCCCCAAAUCCUCUGAUCACUCAGCCUCAUGAGUUGAGAGAGUUGGUACGCCAAGCAAUAAUGAAUGAAUUCUGGACACGCAUAGUGAUGCGUCCAGAUGAAUUUUCCGGGAUGUCGUCCGUCCAUUGGUGA
This is a messenger RNA of Lolium rigidum, 723 nucleotides long. RefSeq lists its product as uncharacterized. The coding region runs from base 13 to 723 and encodes 236 amino acids. Lineage: Eukaryota; Viridiplantae; Streptophyta; Magnoliopsida; Poales; Poaceae. The record is from RefSeq and is a predicted model, not a curated record. The transcript is spliced from 2 exons.